Molecule: messenger RNA, 1366 nt
Organism: Apis laboriosa (Himalayan honeybee)
Lineage: Eukaryota; Metazoa; Arthropoda; Insecta; Hymenoptera; Apidae
Gene: Atg5
Product: autophagy protein 5
Exons: 4
Coding region: 81-878 (265 amino acids)
Biological process (GO): autophagy of mitochondrion; nucleophagy; C-terminal protein lipidation
Cellular component (GO): Atg12-Atg5-Atg16 complex; phagophore assembly site membrane; cytoplasm
Source: RefSeq, a predicted model, not a curated record
CAUAACCUUUUAAGAGAUAUUCAAUUGUUAUUAAAAAUCCGAAUGAAUUAGAGUAAACACUACUUGCCGUUGUAUUCAUAAUGGCGAAUGACAGGGAGGUACUAAGAGAAAUUUGGGAUGGUAAAAUUCCUGUUUGUUUUACGCUUGAUUCUGAAGAAAUUUGUGAAUUGCAAGGACCUGACCCAUUUUAUCUUAUGGUGCCUAGGUUAAGUUAUUUUCCACUCUGCACAGAUAAGAUACGAAAGCAUUUUAUAAGACAUAUACAAAGUGACAGUAAGCAAGAACAUGAAAUGUGGUUAGAAUUUAAUGGUAUUCCUUUAAAAUGGCAUUAUCCAAUUGGUGUUCUUUUGGAUAUUUAUUCCAAUGAUGUUGAAUUACCUUGGAAUAUUGUUGUCCACUUUGAUAGGUUUCCAGAAAAUGUGCUGAUGCACUGUCAAAAUAAAGAAGUAGUGGAAGCAUAUUUUCUCUCAUGUAUUAAAGAAGCAGAUGUAUUAAAGCACAGAGGGCAAGUUGUAUCUAGUAUGCAAAAGAAAGAUCACAAUCAAUUAUGGUCUGGUUUAUUGAAUGAUAAAUUUGAUCAAUUUUGGUCUGUGAAUCGAAAACUUAUGGAGGCUAGUAACAUAGAAGAAGGUUUUAAAUACAUACCAUUUCGAUGUUAUACAAGUGAGGAUAAAUAUGUACAAAAACUUGUAAAACCUGUCAAUGAAGAAGGUCAAAGAAAAACAUUGAGGCAUUUAUUGAAUGAAGUAUUUCCAGAUAAUGAAAAUAUUACAGUGUUUACUCAUGGUAUUACCCCACCUUUGGAAACACCUCUUCAAUGGAUGUCAGAACAUUUAAGUUAUCCUGAUAAUUUUUUACAUUUAGUUGUGACAUCAUAACCCAAAUUGAAAUAGCCAGUUGAUUAAUUAUCAAUGAAAAUUCUAUAAAUUGUGAAUUCAGUACUGUUUUCUCUUGUCAGUAAAUAACUGGCUUUCUAAUUAAGAUCCUUUUAUCAUGGAUCUUUUUAAUUUUUAUGUGCUUUGUCCCAUAUUUAUUUUAUACAAAGUCAUAAAUGACAUUCUAAUUUUUCCUGAAAAAAAUAACGAUUAAACGCUAUUACUGUUGCUUAUAUUCUUGUAAUGCACGAACGUAUGCAAAUUUUAUCACAAUUGCAACGUCGGACUUUAUUAAGAUUGGAUCGAUAUCGGACCACAUUUAUCAUAAAUCAAUCGAAUUGUAAUUCAACUAACAAUAAUGUAUCAGGAAGAAAAUAUAUUGUAUAAAUAUAAUUAUAUAAAUAUUUAAAAAUCAUUUAGGUAUAAACAUUAUAUAUAAACAUUAUAUUCGACAUCAUAAAAUUAAUGUGAAUAUUUUAAUGAUAACGAAA